AAGGUAAAAUCUGCAUCAUUUCGCUUGUCUUGGUUGGUUUCCGUGAAUUUGACGAAACCAACCGGACGCUUUUCCUCAUCGGGCGCACAUUCAGGAUCUGCAUUUUGCAAAAGUUAAAGUAGUGACGUUUGCCUGUUACUAUUUUUUUUUUUUUGAAUCCUUCAUUCAAGUCGCGUGCCCACUUCUCUUUAUGAUAAUCAACGGCAAUUCUCUAUAUCAACUGCCUGCCUUCAUGGGGCUUCUCCUGCCUGUAAAAAAGUCCCAAUGAUUCCAAAAUUGUUGCUUUCGAGUCUUUGCAGUCUUGUUGUCUGCGCGUCGGCCAUUCCUAUCACAGAUCAACAAGUCUUGGACAGUAAUACGUUACCUGUGAAUGUCGACGUCUACUCUCCAAGUGACAGGGGAGAGUCUUCCAGACAGCUCUCGGGGCGAUUUCUUCAUAUUACAGAUUUCCACUUAGAUCUACACUAUAAAGCUAAGACCUCGGAUAAGCAAGUAUGCCACCGAGGAAAAGGUCCAGCAGGACCUUUCGGUGAGCCCGGGACUGAAUGUGACUCCCCCCGCGCUCUGGUGGACGAAACGUUUCGCUGGAUAGAAAAGAACCUGAAGGGAAAGAUUGAUUUUGUGGUCUGGACUGGGGAUUCUGCCCGACAUGAUAAUGACGAAAAAAUUCCGCGAACGGCCGAUGAGAUAGCAGACUUAAACGAGAUCCUUGCGGACAAAUUCAUCAAUCUUUUCCAAGACAAGAGUGCCGCCCGUGGCCUUUCUAUUCCAAUCAUUCCCACAAUCGGCAACAACGAUAUUAUGCCGCACAACAUCUUCAAAGACGGCCCAAAUCGCUGGACAAGGAGGCUUGGCGAAAUUUGGGGGAAAUUUAUCCCCGAGCACGAGCGGCAUACUUUUGAAGAAGGGGGGUGGUUCACAGCAGAUGUGAUUCCAAACAAGCUGGCCGCCAUCAGCCUGAACACCAUGUAUUUCUUCGAAUCCAACUCCGCGGUGGACGGGUGUGAGGCAAAGUCGGAGCCCGGUUUCGAGCACAUGGAGUGGCUCCGUAUACAGCUUGAAUUGCUACGAGCCCGUAAAAUGAAGGCGAUCCUUAUCGGGCAUGUCCCCCCCGCGCGAGCCGGGUCUAAACGGAGCUGGGAUGAAACCUGCUGGCAGAAAUAUACACUGUGGCUCGACCGGUUUAGAGACGUUGUCGUUGGCAGUGUUUACGGGCAUAUGAACGUCGAUCAUUUCAUGCUACAGGACAGCCAAAAAGUCAACCUCGUCGAGGACGGUGAUUCUGUGACUCUUGAGAUCGAUGACACCCCAGGAAACUUCUCUAUACAGUCUCGUUCGAGCUACUUGUCUAACCUGAGGAAGGAUUGGGCCAAAUUGCCGUCACCGCCAGAUAUGUCGUCCGACGCAAUAGACGAGCUGCUUUCGGGAGACCUUUUCGCAGCUAGUGAUUCUGAUGACAUUCCUCGGGUGCUGGGAAAGAAAGAACGGCGAUUUUUGAAGGAAGUUGGUGGUCCCUGGGCUGAGCGAUAUAGUAUCUCGCUUGUGUCACCCAGUGUCGUGCCAAACUACUUUCCCACAUUAAGGGUCAUUGAAUACAACGUUACUGGCCUAGAAGCUGUGACGACAUGGGCUGAUACCCCUUACAGCGAUGUUUCUUUUGAAUCCGUUGCUCCUGAUGUCUCAUUAGACGAUGCUGAGCAAUUGAAGCAGAAAAAGAAGGGCAAGAAGGACAAGAAGAAAAAGAAGAAGAAGAAGAAGAAGACACCACACUUUAAGAUCCCUGACCACCCAUCGCCAACUGCCCCACCAGGCCCAGCGUACUCCAACCAGGCGCUGACGUGGCUAAGCUACACUCAGUACUUUGCCAACCUGACUCAGAUCUACGAUGAGGCGGCGACCAUAUCUGGUCACCCAGAUUUAUACAGGAUCGAGUAUGACACUAAAGAUGAUAUGAUUUACAAGAUGGACGACCUUACCGUGCGCAGUUAUUUCAAACUGGCGACGCGAAUUGCAGAGAAGAACCCGAACAAAGAAGACCUGUUGGUCACCGAUACCAAUAUAUCUGAUACGAGUGAUGAUGGAUCUUCCGAAGCGGCGAAGAAAAAGAAGCAUAAGAACCGAGUCUGGAGGACAUUUUUAUACCGCGCUUUUGUUGGGUUUCUGGGAGACGACGACCUUGACGAUACUCAAGAAUGAUUUGCAUUGAUUUCCAUUUGUUGGUUUUGGUUUAGCGUUUUAGGUAUAUUUUCCUAUGUGUUAGACGCUGUAUUAUUAUUAUUCUUCUUCUUCUUGUUAUUAUAGAAGGCUGAUUUGCCCUUAUCCUCAGACAUUGGUGCGGCUGUACAUAUUAUAUUGGCUGCCAUUUGAGGAGGACUAGAACACCAUGACCAGUUUAUAUUUAGACGAAUUUUGAACUGAAAUUUUGCCCUUGAAAAGAG
This is a messenger RNA of Aspergillus ochraceoroseus IBT 24754, 2438 nucleotides long. RefSeq names its product endopolyphosphatase. The record is from RefSeq and is a predicted model, not a curated record. Gene Ontology annotation, biological process: polyphosphate catabolic process. Gene Ontology annotation, cellular component: fungal-type vacuole; membrane. Lineage: Eukaryota; Fungi; Ascomycota; Eurotiomycetes; Eurotiales; Aspergillaceae. The coding region runs from base 265 to 2196 and encodes 643 amino acids. The transcript has 2 exons. Gene Ontology annotation, molecular function: endopolyphosphatase activity; exopolyphosphatase activity.